Marmota flaviventris (yellow-bellied marmot) is the source of this 1209-nucleotide messenger RNA. RefSeq names its product nuclear receptor subfamily 2 group E member 3 (gene Nr2e3). The record is from RefSeq and is a predicted model, not a curated record. Lineage: Eukaryota; Metazoa; Chordata; Mammalia; Rodentia; Sciuridae. Gene Ontology annotation, biological process: regulation of DNA-templated transcription. Gene Ontology annotation, molecular function: zinc ion binding; DNA-binding transcription factor activity; sequence-specific DNA binding.
GGCCAGGCUAGCAGUCCGAUGAGCUCCAGCGUGGCCACAGCUGUGCCUGCCACUGUGACUGCCUCCAGGAAGGAGUCUCCAGGCAGGUGGGGCCUGGGGGAGGAUCCAACAGGCGUGGGCCCCUCACUCCAGUGCCGUGUAUGUGGGGACAGCAGCAGCGGGAAGCACUAUGGCAUCUAUGCCUGCAAUGGCUGCAGCGGCUUUUUCAAGAGAAGCGUGAGGCGGAGGCUCAUCUACAGGUGUCAAGUUGGGGCAGGAAUGUGCCCUGUGGACAAGGCCCAUCGCAACCAAUGCCAGGCCUGCCGAUUGAAGAAGUGCUUGCAAGCGGGCAUGAACCAGGAUGCCGUGCAGAACGAGCGCCAGCCCCGAAGCACGGCCCAGAUUCGGCUGGACAGUGUGGAGUCAGAUGGUGAGCCCCGCCUCCAGGCCCUGGUGGUGUCUCCAGCCCAGGCAGGGCCCAGCCCACAGGGCUCCACACCUGCAUCCACAGCCAGAGGCCUGGGCCACCACUUCAUGGCCAGCCUCAUAACGGCCGAAUCCUGUGCCAAACUGGAGCCAGAGGAUGCUGAUGAGAAUAUUGAUGUCACCAGCAACGAUCCUGAGUUCCCCUCAUCCCUCUGUAGCCUGGACAAUAUCCAUGAGACAUCAGCUCGCCUGCUCUUCAUGGCUGUCAAGUGGGCCAAAAACCUGCCCGUGUUCUCCAACCUGCCCUUCCGGGAUCAGGUGAUCCUGCUGGAAGAAGCAUGGAGUGAACUCUUCCUCCUUGGAGCCAUACAGUGGUCUCUGCCCCUGGAGAGCUGUCCACUGCUGGCCCCACCAGAGGCUUCUGCCACCAGCAGCUCUCAGGGCCGGUUUGCACUGGCCAGCAUGGAGACACGCUUCCUGCAGGAAACCAUCUCCCGGUUCCGGGCAUUGGUGGUGGACCCCACGGAGUUUGCUUGUAUGAAGGCCCUGGUCCUCUUCAAACCAGAGACACGGGGCCUAAAGGAUCCUGAGCACGUGGAGGCCUUGCAGGACCAGUCCCAAGUGAUGCUGAGCCAACACAGCAAGGCCCACUACCCCAGCCAGCCCGUGAGGUUUGGGAAACUGCUCCUACUCCUCCCGUCUUUGAGGUUCAUCACCUCUGAACGCAUUGAGCUCCUCUUCUUCCGCAAGACCGUAGGGAAUACGCCAAUGGAGAAGCUCCUUUGUGAUAUGUUCAAAAACUAG